Pedinophyceae sp. YPF-701 is the source of this 3255-nucleotide messenger RNA. Lineage: Eukaryota; Viridiplantae; Chlorophyta; Pedinophyceae. The record is from the annotation of a GenBank genome assembly.
AUGGCGACCAAAGCAAAGCUCCCGCCACCCUCCGAGGGUUUGGUGGACAUGCGGCGCGAGCAUGUGCCAACAGGUGGGCGGGAGAACUUCAGGGUCUUCGAGGCGCUGGGGUCCGACGGCGUGCUCUCCGUGGAGCCGGCCGUGGUCCUGUUCGAAGGGUUCACGGCCCGGAAGACCGCGCGGCGGAAAAUCCGCAUCGUGAACACGUCGAAGCGCGGCACGCGCUACGUGAUGCAUGCGCCGCCGCCCGAGAGCAACUUCAAGGUCUCCCUCGCGAGCAAGAAGGGCCGCCUCGCGCCGGGCAUGGCCGACGAGAUCGAAAUCACCUUCCACAGCGACAAGUACGAGGACUACACCGACAUGAUCGGGCUCGAGUGCGAGGGCACGAACAUCGCGAUCCCGCUGCACGCGUUCCCCGCCCCGCCGGACCUCUCGAAGCAGGUCCCGCGCACGAUCGACUUUGGGCUGUGCGCCGCGGGGCGCUCCUACACGCGCAGCAUCACGCUGCGCUCCGGCCCGGGCCCGAGCCACGCGUUCGAGGUCCUGUGCGCGAACCCGACGCCGGAGAUCACGAUCGAGCCGUCGUCGGGCAUCAUCCCGGGCGACGACAGCACUUACAUCAUGGUGACGUACACGCCGGCGACGCUUGCGACGGCCAGCUGCGACAUCGACAUCCUCGUGCCCUCGCACCGCGGGGCCAAGCCCGUGCCGUGCCGGAUCUUCGGGAGCGGGGCGCCUGGCGCCGCGCGCGAGGAGGCGCUGGAGGGCAUCACGGGCACGCGGCAGCCGACUGCGGCGCUGUCGCUGGCGUCGCUCGAGGGCCGCGACCAGCUGGACGAGCCGCUGGUGCCGCCGGGCGGGGGCGCGGGCGGCGGCGACGCGUACACGCGCAUGGUGUACAGCCGCACGCAGCGCCGGUCGUUCCUGAAGAGCCAGUCCGCGCGCGGCGGCGUGGCGGGCAUCAAGCUCAAGCCGCUCGUGCAGAAGCCGCGCGAGCCGGGCGUGGAGUGGCAGGGCACGACGGUGACGCACGCGACGCUCAAGCCCGGCGCCAUUGGCGAGGUGAACCAGCUGCUGAUGGAGCGGCCGGGGCGCCUCACGCUCCGCUCGCUCCACGAGGCCGUCGAGGAGAAGCAGCGGCAGCACAUGGCUUUCGCCAAGCGGCUGGACAACCUGGCCGGCGGCGACGGCCUGUCGCGUGCGGGGUCGGGGCGCGCCCUGUCGCGCGAGCAGAGCAACGACUUCGCGCCGAAGCAGCCCGGGAUGCGCAACUUCGCGGCGCUGAAGCGCGCGUCUGCGCUGGACGACCCGGGUCUGGACCACAUGAUGAAGGCGGAGUUGUUCGAGAAGAUGUUCGAGGAGAGUCUGGAGCUGGUGCGGUUCAAGGACCUGCGCGGGGGCACGGCGAACAUCGGGGAGCGGCUGAUGACGGACUUCGAGGACGACCUGUUCGCGAAGCGCGUGGCGGAGAUGGAGCAUGUGGCCGAGGAGCGGCAGCGGGACAUGGCGCUGGCGCGGAACAAGCCGGCGACGUCGGGGGAGCCCGCGCUGUGGCUGAUCGACGGCGCGCCGCUGACGCAGGAGGAGGUGAACCCGGGGACGGAGCCCAGCGCCCCGCCGAGCAAGAGCAAGCGCAGCAAGAGCCCGUCCAAGAAGGACAGGAGCGGGCCCGCGCCGUACGUGCCGUCGUUCACGCCGUACGAGAACGACUCGUGGAACAUGCGCUGCCUGGUCGUCGACCGGUUCAAGGCCGCCGUGCGCCGCGCGAUCUACCGGUACCGCGCGGGGCGGCGGCUGCAGCGCCUGAACAAGUUCCUCGACGGGGCCGGGCGCAACCGCGAGCAGGUCGCGAAGAUCGGCGAGAAGAUGCUGAAGAUGGCCGGCGAGGAGGCCGUGGGCGCGGCGGUGCAGAUCGACCUCCGCGAGGCGCUCAAGGACACCACGGUCAUGCCCUCGGUGCUGCCGUCGUUCCGGCACCGCAAGUUCCAGGGCCGCGCGGAGCCCGUCGGGCUCAUGCAGCCCGCGGACUGGGACGAGCUCCCCGUGCUGGACCUGAUGGUGCCGACGCGGUACAAGCUGAUGGGGUACACGCAGGUGCCGUUCGAGACCUGCGUGGACUACAUGGACCGCGCGCUCGACCAGCCGCUCCUGCAAGGCGCCGAGGAGGAGGCCUCCUCGCGCGUGGUGCCCGCCGCGACCCCGCCCGCGGCGCCAGAGGGCGAGACGGCCGCGCCGCCCGCGCUGCCGCCCAUCCCCUCGCACGCACUGGACCCGGGCUUCUCGCACCUGCACUUCGGCAGCAAGUACGCCGAGAGCGUCGCGCUGUGCCGCCCGGCCGCGGUGUACGGCGUCGACCGCGAGCGCCCGCUCCCCGUCCGGCAGUACGACUUCGAGGACCUCUCCAUGGACCACACCAGCAGCAACGCCCUCGACGCGCUCGACAGCUUCGGGUUCCCGCUCCUGCACGCGCGCUACACGCCGACGCUGCACGCCUACUCGCAGCCCGAGCGGAAGCCCGUGCGUGUCGACCCGGCGGACCCGGACUCGCCCGCGCUGCCGUGCGUGCCGCUGGUGCACGCGCCGGACAUCAUGGCCACCGCGCAGCGCCGGGCGCUCAUGGCGCACCACGCCGACGACUGGCGCGCGCUGCACGCAGGCCGGGGGCCGCACCGCGCCCCCGCCCACCUCGCUCGGCUGCGCACCAUGCUGUCGCACGCCGCAGGGCUGCACCACGCCCCGUCGAGCAUGGAGCCGUCGCCGGAGCCGUCGACGCGGCGCGUGGGCGGCCGCGUGUCGCCCGCGCCGUCGGCCGUCUCGCAGGUGCACGGGUCGGUGGCGGGCAGGCAGCGCAGCGGCGCGGUGUGGUACGACCUGUGCGGCGACGCGCUCAUGACGGUGCCGGAGCUGCUGACGCGGCCCGAGCCGGAGGACGCGCUGCCGGACCAGGACACGACGGACAUGCCGGAGCUCGAGAUCGUGGCGCCCACGGACGAGGACGUGGGGCGGUUCAUGCCGGGGGGGCAGGACCCGGUCCCGGAGGGGGAGGGGGAGAAGGACGGGGGAGAGGGGGGCGAGGAGGAGGAGGAGGAGGAGCGGGAGGAGGAGCUGGUGGGGCGCGAGGCUGCGGAGGCGGAGGUGGAGAAGGAGGCACAGGAGAGGCGGCACGUGCUGGGGGAGCGCGUGGCGCACCCCGUGGCGGACUACAACGGGAAGCUGCAGCGGCCGUGCUUCUCUGCGAUCCAGGGCGUGAUGUGA